Messenger RNA from Oenanthe melanoleuca, 6358 nucleotides. RefSeq names its product pleiotrophin (gene PTN). The record is from RefSeq and is a predicted model, not a curated record. Gene Ontology annotation, molecular function: growth factor activity. The transcript has 5 exons. Bases 346 to 843 code for a protein of 165 amino acids. NCBI's taxonomy places the organism in Eukaryota, Metazoa, Chordata, Aves, Passeriformes, Muscicapidae.
GGGGCGAGGCUGCCCCGCUGUGGACCCGCCCGAUGGGCGCGCCCCCUCCGCAUCACACGAGGGGGCAGCGCGACCGCUCGCUCUGCUCUAGCGCCCGCCUGCCUUCCCUCCUCUCUGCCUUCCAGCCUGGGCUCCGCCGAGUCAAAGCGCGGAUCAGGUUCCCUGCCUCCAGUAUAAAAAUCUAGGCGAGAAGGCUCUGGCGGGACAGAGAGCCGGGCGUGAGGUGGUGGCAGGCGAGUCCGUCCGUGGGGAAGGGAAGCGUCGGCAGGACCAGUCGCUGCACACCGGGGACCGUCGCGGCUCGCCCCUUUCAGCUGCAGGAGAAAAGCUUUUUGCCGCCUCAAAAUGCAGCAGCAACAACUGCAAUGUCGAAUGUUCAAAGCUGCCUUCCUGGCACUCGUUUUCCUUCUGGCAGCUGUGAGUACCACUGAGGCUGGCAAGAAAGAGAAACCAGAGAAAAAGGCAAAGAAGUCUGACUGUGGGGAAUGGCAGUGGAGUGUCUGCGUGCCCACCAGUGGUGAUUGCGGCCUGGGGACUCGCGAGGGCACUCGCACUGGAGCUGAGUGCAAACAAACCACCAAGACCCAGAAGUGUAAGAUUCCCUGCAACUGGAAGAAGCAAUUUGGAGCGGAGUGCAAAUACCAGUUCCAGGCCUGGGGAGAAUGUGACUUGAACACGGCCUUGAAGACUCGGACUGGGAACCUAAAGAGAGCCCUUCAUAAUGCUGACUGCCAGAAGACUGUCACAAUCUCAAAGCCGUGUGGGAAGCUUACCAAACCCAAACCUCAAGAAUCCAAGAAGAAGAAAAAGGAAGGCAAGAAGCAAGAGAAGAUGUUGGAUUAAUGGAGUCAACUUGGGCAAUGUGAGAAAGGGACAUCAGCAAACAUGAUCAUUUAAUAGUUUCAUUUAUAUCUAGGCAUUUUAUCCUAGAAUUAUUUACAGUUUAAUGGUACUAUAGAAGGAAAAAAGCAAACACAGAAAAAAAAAAUCAUUUUUUUUAUUACUUUAGUGUUUUUAAUGUAUAACCCAAACAGCAAUUUUUAGAGGCCUCUAAUUAAGAACUCCAAACUCAUUUGGAAAAUUAUGUCUGUUAUAUGUUGAACAACAUUGAAGUUUUUAAUUUUUCUUUUCUCAAGUCUUGCUAUAGGUCUCAAUCUUGUAAUUAGUCCAUGAAGCAGAACCUGAGCCUGUGUGGAGCUCUGCUGAAGCCAGUGGUACCCUGUGUGAACACAACACUCUGGCUGGAUGUAUUUAUAUUUAAGAUUGGGACUUUAAAUCUGAAAAAUUGAGGCCUGUUUCUUAAUUUCUGAUUACAUCUGCAUAACUGUGAAUUUUUUGUUUGUUUAAGGAAAAGAUGGGGGCAUUUUGUUGAAUAUUUACAAGUAUGGGAUUUUCUUGAAUGUGUGCUUAAUAUUCAUUCCAAAAAUGUCACCAUCUGCAGGUAAAAACCAGUACCACUCCUUUCUUUAACUAUAUUUUGAAUGUUGGAGGUAAAUCUAAAAUCCUUCAACAAUUGGACAUAAAAGGGUCCUAAUUUUUCAUGAUUUUCUAGCAGUGAUUUUUCAAAGUAGAAUGAUUCAAAACUUUCCCUUUUCAGCAUAUCAGUGUUGGUGGAUGGUAGUGUCCUCCAUUUCACCUAUAAAAGCUGAAAAAUGCUGUAUUUAAUUUGUUAGUUUUGACAGAAGGGGAAAAUCCUUUUCAUAAAAGAUCUAGUUGAAAUUGUCAUGAUUCUGUCUGACCCAGCUUCCUUUUGUAUAAUUGGAAAUAUUCCUGUUAAUCUUAAUUAUAGCUGGUUAAAGAAGAGUAUGUCUGGUGGGAAAUAAUAGGAGAGAUCUGUUUGGAAACCACCAGAAGUAGUUCAUAUUUUUGACCAAAAAAGGGACAAUUUGUGGGACCUGAAACCAAUAGGAAUGAAAUUAUUUUUGGUUUAUCUUUUAGUGAAACAGAAGGGAAAUAUAAAACCAGUAUUUUUUGCUUUCUUCCAUUUUUAUAUAAGCAAAAAGACCUUGGAAAAAGCCCAGUCAACAUAAAAUUAGUUGUAAUUUUUAAAAACAUAGUCUGUGGGGAAAAAACCCACAAAAAUUACAACCAGCUGUUUUUCAGCUUGUUCAGUUUUACUUAAUUUAAAUGAUUCUCAAUCCUGUGAGAAAUCACAAAGUAGAAAAAAGAUCUGACAAAUGGCUGGUCUGUCUCUAGGUAAAGGAUUGUUUCACAAGCUGGCAACAAGCAGACCAAAAUUUUUACAGAAAACAUGAGGGAUUUCACUGCCCAAAUUAAGUUCAGAAUCAUUGCUUCAGAAUUCUAAAUGUUAAAAUUCAACAGCAAGAAACAAGCUUUGCUGUCUGUGUAGGCUGCAGGCUUGCCUGCUGGUUAAGAGGAAUAAUCUCCCUUGUACUCCUGCAUGGUACCCACUGACUUCAGUGAAGCUUUAGCAGGCUGUGUUCUUCUGAGUAAAUCGCAUUUCUCUCUUGGGAUUAAUUUGUAGACAAGCAGAGAGUCUUUUUUUCAUACUAACAUUACUUCCCUUUUCUAUGCAAAGAAAAUUGUAACAAUUGUAGAGCUUGCCCUCUUUUUUCUCACAUGGAGGGAAUGGCUGAUCUGGACUCAUGGUGUAAGGCAAGUCCUUCUGUUCCCAAACAAUCUUGAAGCCUGCUAGCCAAGGCUACACAUAACUUAAGGUAGACUAACCUCACAUUUAUUUCCCAGACUCCUUGGGUGUGUUUUGCAGUCUCUGUUGAUGUCCUUGCUUUUUUGACUGUGCUUUUAGACGUACCUGAGUUUGUGGUAUAGUUGAAAAUGUCCCCCACACAUGGUGGAUGUGCAAUGACCAAAUCUAAAAUCAUAAAGGCUCAUAUUUAGGUGGUUCUGGGUGCUAUUUCGUUUGUUCAUGGUCUAACCAGGUCUACCUGUACUUGUGCCUCAGAUUUAAACUAAUAGUUUGGUAGGUCUGGUUGAAAGCAAAGGGAGAAGGAAACUUUUUAUCACUCACCAAAGGUUUGUCUGUCUAAAUGCCGCAUCAGUUCACUUAAAGUUUGAGUGCAAACACUGUUGCACCAUUGUUUCACACUGGUUAAACUAGUCCAUGUUUCAUAGGGAGCUGGCAGGAAUUGGGAAUGAUGUUAAGACCAACACUAUGAUUGUCCUUUAGCAAACCUUAGAUGUGACUUCUUAUUUCCACCUCCAUGAGUAUAAAGAAAAUAAUUUUCUCUGUGUUUCCUCUGACACUUUAUGGUCCUUUUGUUUAACUGCCCAUCUGGCUUGUUAAAGGAACAUUCCUAAUAGUUUUUGUGGGAAGCCAGUCAAGUUCCUGUGGUGGCAUAAGACGUUCAUAGAGAUAUUUUACAGAAAACAAGGAAACAAACAAACAAAAACAAACAAACAAAAAACAUAUCAUGUUAGGACCAGAAAAGAAUUCAAGGUGUGAAAUAGGAGAACAUUUCUUAUGUACUACUCAGCCACAUAAGUUCAGAUCUUGGAGUAAUAGUUUAUAAACUUAAAAUUAAGAAAAUUUCCAAUAAGCCAGAAGAAAACAUUCAGUGGAAAGGGUAGCUAUGCAGGACGUGAUUAAGUAAUUUAUGGCAGAACACAGAGGAAUAUUGAAUUAGGUCAGUCAGGUCAGCUCUAAAAGGAGGCUUCUGGUACUUAAAAGGAGCCCUUGCGUCACUAGUGACAUUAUGAAGAAAGCAAAAGGCAAGAUUCUGAAGAAAACCUCUUCCCACUCAUCUUGAUCAGUUUCUACUUCAUUCAUUCUGAAACUUCUCCUUUUUUGCUUUCUUAUCUUCUACCCUCCCUGCUUUGGGAGGGCAAGCUUAUCUGACAGUGCUGUGGGAGCAACUAGUUCAGAUGAAAAACAUGUUUACCCUCUUGGUGCUAUUAUAUUGCAAUGAAGAAUGACUUAGCAUAGAUGUGUUGCUUUCCUAGUUUAACUGUCAGAGAUUUCUUUCAUGAAUGUCCCUCUCAAGAAGUGGUUUAUAUCUUCAUUUGCUAUGGCUGUAAUAGAGUAUGGGGAGGUGAUAAAAAUCCCCCAAAUGAUGGCAUUUUCCUGUGCACUCAAAUCUCUUGGAAAAGAAAUGGGUGAGUUGCUGAACAUCAGCUAAGGAUGAAUCUGCAUCCAGACUCUGGAUUUCAGUGAGUUUAAACCCGAACAUAUUUGGGUAUAUCUCCCUUACCUUUCUCUAAGCAAAGAAUAUCUUGAUUUAAAACAGCAUUUCAGGACUGGAACCUUUUUUGACUUAGACAUAUCUUCUGACAGAAAUUCCCAUAGUGAAUGAGAGUCUUUGCUUAUGAGCCUGGCCUAUUUAACAGUCUGUUAAGUGCAGCAAAACUUCUAGGCAAGGUGCCAGGAAGGGAAAAUGAUUGUUGUACAUGCAGGUAGAUACUAAAUUGUAAUUUACAUCUUCUAAUUCCAUAAUGACAUUCUGGACUGAACUGUUUUUCAAAGGAGAAAAGUUAGAAGAAAUUAAAGAAUAACAAUUAUAAAACAUAUAGGCAGGCAGCUUUGAAGAGUCGGUCAAGAAGAGACAGAUAAGAAGUCAGGAGCAUUUUAUACAAAUUUCUAUUUCAUGCUUCUUAUGUGCGGAAGGCAGAACUAUUGGUUGGCACAUUUGUUUUUAUGCUUUCCCUGAUUUGUGCCUUAAUGAAAACUAAUUAAAUGUAAAGUGUUGCAGAGAAGUAAAGUCCUCCUCCAGCCUCAAAAAAAAAGUGUUCAAAUGGAGGCAGUCAAAAGGAGACAGCAGCAUACAGGCUAAUGUCAAUGUUGAGGGUGGGACAACAACCCGAUAUUCCAAGUCUAGGAACUGCAGCAGCAUUACCAAUGUAAACUCACCACUUUUCUAAGGUAAUAUAUUGGUGAAGUGGACACCAUUUUGAUAUCAUACAGGUCUUUCAUGUCUCCCAAAUUGUACUAAGAAGAGGAAGCAGUAUGCCAGUGGAGGUAGGUAUCUUGUAUUCAAUCAGUUUUAUUUCUCUAGGACUGCACUUCUCUAAAGUCAGCACCUACAGAUUUGACCCUUUUUUUAAAAAAACCCGUGAUAACAAACAAAACCCGCAACAAAACUGAAUACAUGUCCAAUGAGUAGAUUUAUUGCUGAGCUAAAAACAGAGGCUCACAAGUAUUCCCAUUUCAGAGAUCAUUGAAAGUUAAAGACUGUACAAAACCUUUAACCCUGAAUUCAGUGAUGGAAAAUGGGUAGUGUCUGUGGGGCAGUUUUACCCAGAGCCAAUUUAACUUAAGUAAUUUUACUGUUCAAACUCCGUCGCUCUAAUCUACCUGGCAACAAGACAUUAUUUAACUUUUCUUAUUAGAUCAUUAAUUGCAUUCCCCAUAUUACAAUUAUGUAGUUCAUCUAGACUUUUACAGCUGAAGGAAAUGGCUGUGAUAGUCCAAAGUGUGUUGUGGUUGCUGAAGUGGCCUGAAGCAGAGACAGGCUGCAGCUUGGAGCUAGAAUCCACCUAAUGCGAUGUCAGCAUCAGACACAGCAGCUCUCUAAAUCCACAGACAUGCAUACUGUAUGUUUAUAUAUGCAUUCAUACAUGGGGGAACAAAACUCUAGAAAGGUGUAUGCACGACUCUCACAACCAGUGCUGCCAUGUUUUCAGGCUGUGGUUGAAAUGAAGGAGCUUUUUGUCCUAUGCUCUUAUUUAAAUAAGGAUACACAAGUACAAUGAAGAGCUAGAUUUCUUCCCACUUGCCAGCACUUCAGUUUAAGGAUAGCUGUGUCCAAGGGAAAUGCAAAACACAUGCCAAUGAAUUAGCAAAUGGACUUACUAUCACAGUGAUGUUCUCUUCCGUCAGACCAAGUACACGCAAGGGCUCUGUUCAAAGUUGAUUAACUGCUUCAGUUGGGUGUGAACAUAGAAACACAGACAGGAAAAGUGUUUUUCUCUGCCAAUAAAAAGUGAGGAGAAUGGGUAAAGUAAGAUGGAAAAAUAAAAGAGAGAAACCAUGUUAAUUCUUGUAGUUUGAGUGGUAAACUGAAAGCAGAAAUGAAAGUCAAAAUAACAAAGCCUGAAUAUCAUGUUCAAUGGAUUUCUAAUUCUGUACAUAUCUAUCAAACCAGGGCUAUAUAUCUUCUUAUGGGUUACUUUCUUUUACUGUUCCUUUUCAUUUUCUUCCCAGUUUGUAUAUUGAUUUUGUAAGCUAGCAGUGUGUUACCUUUUCAAUUUUUUAAAACUUGUAUGAAAGCCAUAUAUCCAUAUUGUAGAAUGAAAGCAUUAAUCCUGUAACAUCCCUUAAUGUUUCCCUUAGCUCUGUGGGAUUUUGGAGGGCUCUAGCAAAUGUAUAUGUUUACCAAUUGUAUCAGCAUAAUUUACUUGUUCUUAGUGACGAUAAAGAAUUAAAUAAACUAAUGCACAGACA